AUGCCACCAAAAAACAAAAAUCGAAAGAACAAAACCCACAAGCCUACCCCUUCUCCUGACACUUCUGCCUUAGCGGAGGAAAGCUUUGGAGUGGGUUCACUUCCAGUGGAAGAUCCCUUAGAUAGGGAUGCGGCAGCCACCAUUUCCAGAGAUGCGUCCCUCGGCCAAAGCCAACGGAUACACAGCACCAUAUUCAGAAAUUCAAGCGAGGGGAGAGGCGCUAAAUCACGUGAGAAUGGGGAUGAUGCUCUUGAUGCUGACGACAAUCCUCUUGUUGAUUCAAUUCUCCAGAUUCUUCUGAGCGGCACCACCCCAGUAAGCCAGGCGGUAGACACUAUUUUGAGCGUCUAUAAGCAAAACGAUCCAGUAAACGCUUUAUGCGUGGUGCUUAAUCUCAUCGCCAAAGCUUCUGGUGUUACGGAGGUUGAGCUGGACGCCGAUGCCUUUACGGAUGGAAUAGACAUCACUUCCUUGUUAGAGGAGCUGUAUGUCCGCGUACCGGAAGACGCCAACGCCUAUUUCUUGGUCAACAAGGAUCCCAAGUAUCGUCGCUUUCGUCGAAGAUUUCCUAAUUUAUUCGAAACCCUUAUGGAGCGUGCCUUCAUCAAUGAUGCCCUUCUUGAUGGUACCUUGUUGCCGACUCUUGCAAGGUGGUUCAUCAGCAUGAGCGAAAGCAAAUCGCGCAGUUUUCGGCAUACCGCUACGGUAGCCAUUUUAGGCCUCAUCCAAGGUCUCAACGAACUCAUGACGCAACUUCAGAAUCGGAAUGUGACGACACGCACCAAAAAGGAUGUCAAGGCGAUUGGGGAAAAACUAGAAAGCCUCGCGCAAUGGAGAGAUCACUUCUUUUCUCAGGCCAUCCAUCAGCGUCUGCGCGACAUCGCCGCAGAGAUACGUCUUUGUGCGGUUCAGUACCUGAAGGAGUGGAUCUGGAGCUUUCCAGACGAAUUUAUGGCAAACAAGUACUUACGUUAUUUUGGAAUGACUUUGCACGACCCACGACCGGAGCUUCGUGCCGAGUGCUUGGAUAUGAUCCUGCAGGGGCUGGCUCGCCUGCCGGAUGCAUACAACCGAAUGCAUCUUUUCCUUCAGUAUUUUGCCAGCCGUUUGGUUGAGAUGUGUAACGAUAUUGACAUCAGAUGCACGGAAUUGGCCAUUCGCGUGGUUGCCAUGUUGGUGCGUACCGACAGCAACGCGUCGGAUCGCAGCGAAGUGCUCUCUAAUGAAAUGAUUGAUCGCGUGCUUUUGACUCUAUUCGACGAGCGACCAACUAUCCGGCACGCGGCAGGUGUCUUGUUGAAGGUCUUCAUUCAUUGCCGAACAGCUGCGGAGGAAAGUGAGGCAGAGCAGGUGGAGGCCGCAACGGAAUUGUUGUGCUCCUUUGUCAGAACCCUGCGAACACAGCAUCAGGAGCGGAUGCCGGAGAAGUACUUAGUUGAUGCUCUGUGGAAUCCAGAGCAGCCGCCCCUGAUUCUGACGUCAUAUGAGCCCAUUCUCAAGCAGGUUAAGGCCUCUGCAUCGCCGCUCGAUCUCGUUGUUUGCGUGAGGCUCUUGACGUCACUGAUUCAGAAAAUAAAUGGAAAGUUGGAGCUUGGACCAGCACCAAAGGAUGACCGCCGAAAUGCGAACCAUGCCAAGAGAGCAAACGCGUCCGCUCAAAAAAAGGUAGACGAUCUUGUGCGAAACGUCAGUGAGGGUCUUGGCCUUGCGCUUUGUGGCGUCAUGGCAAAACAACGUGGUAAUCCAGAAGUCUUGUGUGCAGUGGCUGAUUCUGUGCCAGCUCUUGAUUUGUCGAUCUUUACGUCACGGCAGCAGGUCUCAACCCUAUCGGACUUCAUGCUUGAACUGCGCAAGGCCACCACAACCGUUGUCUUGCCUACAGUUAUAUUUGGUCUAGAUAGUACCCACGACGCAUUAGUACGUGCUUGGCAUGCACUUGCCUUUAGCGUAAGUCCCUUGCAGAGUAUCGCUCAAGGGCAUCUUCAGGAAAUACUGAGCCAAAUCGUCAAGCAGCUCGUGCAGGUGGAAAAUGCCUUUUCCUCAACCACGAAACAUCAUUUUAAGAGAGAAGAGGAGCUGAUUCAUAUAUGGGGCCGUUUCAGCUUAAUCGCAUCUCUCAUACCUACCGCAGAUCACUGGGAUAGCAUCAAGAAGGCGCUCCUAGGUCAGGUUCAUCAAGAUACUACGGUAAACAUCGCCUGGCUUCGCCUUUCGGCGUUUGUCAUUGAUGCCGCUAUGAACAGCCUCCUGUCGCAGAUCAACAAUGAACAACAGACGGAAGGUGUCAUUAGCGCGAUGCCGAUCUCCGAGCGCAUCUCAGAUCUUGUAGGAUUCCUUCUUCAGACCUUAGCAAUCACCACGGAGGGGUUAGCCCACCAGGACAAUAGCGGGUCCUCACCACAGGACUCCUCAGGGACCCAGCACGAUGAAGGGUCCGCUUUGUUGAGUGUGAGGUCCCUCUCUCUCCACCUGAGGGUCCGGGCGCUGGGAUACCUGUUCGACAUGGUCGCGCUUUCCUAUUAUGACGUGCCACUGAACGAGCAAUAUACUCUCGUUAAACGCUUCGAGGAAGUCUUCGAAGUUCUUUGUACACAGUUGCGCGAUGCACAGGAACAUUUGAAAGCCAUAACCAACGCAUAUAAAAGUGAUAAAUGCGUGGUAUCACGCAUCGCGGAGGCUCGUCAUCAGUGUACCCACAUCGAGGCGACCCAGAUGCAUCUGGUUGUUGGACUUUGCCGUUUGUUCCUUUUCAAGCGUCUGGGUGUGGGUCUGGCGCCACGUGUAUUAACUCAGUGGACACACAGCUCCUCCAAGUCGGUGUCCGAUAUCUUUAAGAGUCUCUUUAAUGUCUUGCGUAACAUGGCCGGCGGAAGCUUCGAAAUUGAGCGCGAUAUUCUCGUUGAGGCGUACAAUCGAUGUGCUGAGGUAGGUGCAACGCCGAUUUCUGUGGAUGCUCUCUACCAAAUGGGCUCCAAGUUGGCGUCGAUGCAUUUCUUCGCCGCUGACCGCUACUACGCAUCCUGUAAACAUUUGGUUCAAUUUGCAAUCGACUUUGCGAUCACUACGGACCCACUUAUUCUUCAGGCUGUCAUUCCGUAUUGUAGCAAGCUGCGCGUAGUGGAUGCGAUUCAACUCUUGCAGCAUGAUCUACCCAAAGGUGGAGAUCUCUUUACGAAUUCAGUGAACACAUAUGUGCGUGCAUUCCUGAGCUCGUUGCACCGGGCAGCAAAGUUGGAGGAUGCACCAUUGCCCGCAUCAUCAACAACAGUGAAGCGUCCGAGGGAGGUAACAUUGCAACAGCAUGACGAUGAGGAUCUUCUAGAGAUCAUCGCACAAGGGCUCCCGACUGUUGGUGUGCCCGACCACUCCAAUGAUGUCCAAGACAGCGCUUCACAACGACCACGUCGCCCAGGUAGCUUUGCUCGCACUUCGGCUUCGUCUCAUCAUGGUAAAAUAUCGAUCUCAUCUCGUAUGGUUAAUAGGGAUGGUUGGCAUGUCCCUGCGGGGUCGCAAAAUUCGCAGGAAUCUGAAGGGGUCUUCGUAGCACUCUCCCCGGAUGAUCAGCAGAGAGUUGCACCAGGAGACCACCACCGUCACCGCUCCGUGGUUAACGUUCCCACUACACAGGAGAUAGCAACACCAUCUCUCUCUGGGGGCGUCGAUACUGAAGUCUUCAUCGCGACACGUGAAUUUGAGUAG
Messenger RNA from Phytomonas sp. EM1, 3699 nucleotides. The record is from the annotation of a GenBank genome assembly. Lineage: Eukaryota; Euglenozoa; Kinetoplastea; Trypanosomatida; Trypanosomatidae.